This is a messenger RNA of Drosophila grimshawi, 3245 nucleotides long. Its product is annotated as terminal nucleotidyltransferase 5C. Lineage: Eukaryota; Metazoa; Arthropoda; Insecta; Diptera; Drosophilidae. Gene Ontology annotation, biological process: mRNA stabilization. The record is from RefSeq and is a predicted model, not a curated record. The transcript is spliced from 2 exons. Gene Ontology annotation, molecular function: poly(A) RNA polymerase activity; RNA binding. Bases 176 to 2071 code for a protein of 631 amino acids.
GAGAAGAAGAAGAAGAGCAGCAACAGUGAGUGCAAGUGCAAUUGAAAAAGUUGUCACAGCUGCCCAGCCCCGCCCCGCCCGCACCCCAACUGAAGUGUGCGCACUUGAAAUAUUUGUAACUCUCUUUUUUUUGCAACAAUUUGUGCGGUUUGUGCCGCCCACAACAGAUUUUUAAAUGAAACCGGAAAAUUGGCUAGAAACAUCUGCCUCGACAUCAGCAGCAGCAGCAGCAGCCGCAACAGCAGCAGCAGCAGCAUCAAAAUCGGCAGCAGCAGCAGCAACGUACACCAGCAAUGCGAAGUGCGGGACACUAGACGGAGCCGCCGAACCGUUAUUUCAUCAGCAGCGCAACAACAGAAUGGACGUUUACCAGAUUGACGACGGUUUCCAUUCGGAUGGCGGCACCGAAACGCCGCCGCCAUCGCCCAGUUCGGGUUCGUCGAUAGCAUCGACCUCGGACCAUGGAUCGCUGGAGAGUGUGGAUACUGGGGGAACACAGCGGCUGGCUGUGCUCUCGUUUGAGCAGGUGCGCAAGCUGCACGACGUCAUGGACGAGAAGGUGGCCAUACAUGGACGCGGCAAUUUUCCGACGCUCGAGGUGACGCUCAAGGAUCUGGUGAAUGUGGUGCGACGCAAACUGGAGGCGGAUGUGAACAGUGGCGGUGCUGGUGUCUUGGUGAAGGAUAUACGCCUCAAUGGCGGCGCUGCUAGUCAUGUCCUCGGCAACGAGGAUCAGCAGUAUAACGAUCUGGAUCUGAUCUUUGCCAUCGAGCUGAGCUCGCCGCGUGUCUUCGAUCGCGUCAAGACCGCCGUGCUGAACACCCUGCUCGACCUGAUGCCCGAGGGCGUCUGCAAGCGUCGCAUCUACACGUGCUCCCUCAAGGAGGCCUAUGUCGGCAAAAUGGUCAAGGUCAACAAUAAUAACGAUGGCGACCGCUGGUCCCUCAUCUCCCUGGGCAAUUCGCCCGGCCACAAGAAUGUCGAGCUGAAGUUCGUCGACACGAUGCGUCGCCAGUUCGAGUUCUCCGUGGACUCGUUCCAGAUUGUGUUGGACUCGCUGCUGCUGUUCUACGAUUGUGCCGCUCUGCCCAUAUCGGAGAACUUCUAUCCGACCGUUGUCGGCGAAUCGGUGUACGGUGACUUCCAGGAGGCGCUCUAUCACUUGCAAAAGAAACUGAUCUCAACGCGCCAGCCGGAGGAGAUACGCGGCGGUGGCCUGCUCAAAUAUUGUAAUCUAUUGGUGCGCAAUUAUACCGCCGUCGAUUCGCAAUUGAUAAAGACACUGGAGCGCUAUAUGUGCUCCCGAUUCUUCAUCGAUUUCCCCGACAUUAACACACAGACAACGAAACUGGAGGCCUAUUUGCGCAAUCAUUUCUGGGGCAUCGAUGAGGAGCCGCUGCAGUACGAGUACCUGAUGCAUUUAUACAAUGUUGUCGAGAUGUCCACCGUCUGCCUGAUGGGGCACGAGCGUCGACAGACUCUCUCGCUCAUCCAUUCGCUUGCCAAUCAGGUGAAGCAGGCACAGGAGCAGCAGCAACAGUAUCACCAUCACCAUCAUCACCAACAGCAGCAGCAGCAGCAACAGCAUCAUCAUCAUCACCAACAACAGCAGCAGCAACAUCAUCACCAGCAGCAGCAACACCAUCACCAGCAACAUCUACACCAGCAACAUCAAUUCCUACACCAACAACAGCAACAGCAGCAGCAGCAGCAACUAGACCCGCAGCAGCAGCAGGGUGGAGUGCAGACGACGCAAGUUUUGACACUCGUUUCAACAACGGCGCCGCAACAGACGCCAACGAUUUAUGUGCAACAGGCGACGCCGGUUUGCUGCACCACAACAACAACGGCAGGAGCAGCAGCAGCUGUCGCUGGCACAGCAGCAGCAGCAACAACAGCUGCAGUUGUCGCCGGCACAGCGGCAACAGCCGAGCAGCAACAGCAGCAGCAGCAACAGACCAUACAGAUUCAAGCUGGUCCGCCUGGACUGAUCUAUGCCAAUGGCGUCUACUAUGCACCUGUGAUUCCCAGCUCCAUUUGCACCUGCAAUUCCACUUGGCUGAGCACGUGAUUAGAGCAGCCGCCGCAGCAGCAGCAACAGCAGCAGCCACUCGAGACACAGCAACAACAACAACAACUACAACAGCAACACUAUUACAACCAUAACAACAACAACAGCAACAACAACAAUAGCAACAACAACAACAACUUAAGCACAGCACUGGAUGAGGAUGUGGCAGCCACAGGCAGCUUGGUGCUGACGCAGCAGCAGAUCAACAAUUUGCCCGUUUACAAACUGAACAACAGCAGUAACUACAACAGGAAGAAGAAGCAAAGGAAGCAACAACAGUUGCUGCAGCAACAGCAACAACAACUGCAGCAGCAACAACAACAACAACAACAACAGAUGGGCACCUACAGUGGUCAGUUUGCAUAUUUCUAUCCGCAUGAUGGAUCAGCGCCCAGUUUGCUGCUGCUCGGCGAGGACUCCUAUUUAAACGUGACGCAGCAACAGCAACAACAACAACAACAACAAUAUCUAUAGGAAAACAUAUGCAAUGCAGUUAUGAUGUAGCCAGGAAUUGGAUUAAUUCGAUGUACAUAGUUGUUAUGCAUAUAUUAUAUAUGUAUAUAUAUACAUCUAUAUAUCCAUAUAUAUAUACUUAUAUAUACACGUUCUGUUGUUAUGAUCUGUUGCCCGAAUGAUGAUGCACGAUGAUGUUGUUGUUGUUGUUGAAUAACAAAAACAAACACUCAACAAACAACUAAAAACAAGAAUAGAAGAAAGACGCCAAGUUUCAACUAAUUUAACUGAGGAAGAGCCGCUGUUUUGGGAGUGCGCUGGAAUCAGGAGACAAGAGCAAGAGCGGCAAGAGGGACGGUGCAACGUCGUAAAUGAGAAGAAAAGAUGCCACAGUUGUAGACCCCAAUCCGCGGACAAAGCAAGCAGCACACCAGCAACGCAACCAAUCAACAUGCAACUCCAAAUUUUCAUCACAAUUUACAAAAAAAUAAGAAAAAAAAAUUCCAAAUUGUAUCUUUUUGCGUCGCAAAGAAAAAAAAAUGAGUUUGUCUUGUAUCCACAAAACACAAUCUUCAAAAAUGCUUAUCAAACUUGCAGUUUUUCGAUAGCCCCUCGCUUGGCCUUCCCCGAAUUUGCCACCCGGCUCUGCUCGUCGCACACAUUUCAAGAUUGAUUUUGUACUAAUAAAAAGAGUUAAAAUUGCGGCGCAACACACUUAAAA